Fusarium pseudograminearum CS3096 is the source of this 1929-nucleotide messenger RNA. RefSeq lists its product as uncharacterized. Lineage: Eukaryota; Fungi; Ascomycota; Sordariomycetes; Hypocreales; Nectriaceae. The coding region runs from base 1 to 1929 and encodes 642 amino acids. The transcript has 3 exons. The record is from RefSeq and is a predicted model, not a curated record.
AUGUCCUAUGAAAAUAACAACCCAGAGGAUUUGCAACGCUAUCCUACAUUUAUUUUCCAGCCCACCUACAAGGAAUUCAGCCUUGAGGAACAUAGAUUCGCUGACUACAUGUUGCUAAACCGUAACUCUGACCGCCCCGACAAAGCAGUCACCGAGCUUCUAAAAAGAAACACUUUGAAACUGUACGCUUACUACCUAGCUGCCAUUACCCGCGGAAUCACAAAUACUGACGUAAACAGAUUGUCUGGGAAAGGAGUUGAGAUCUGUGUUGGCAAAACACCCUCUGAAGACGAAACGUGGUCUCUUCCCGUGAACCUGAUUUCGCACCACUCGGCUUACUUCAAAGCCGCCUGCCUAUGGAAUGUCAAGGGGCAAAUCAACCUCUUGGGCCAUGACCCUUCCGUUUUCAGCCUUUUCGUCGAGUGGAUGUACAACGGGAGCUACGAUAUCUCCGCGUUUCCCAGAAAUCCCAGCAUGCACGCAAAAUGCUGGGUUCUCGGCGACUUUAUCCUCUGUAGAGAAUUCAAAAACUACGCCAUGGGCCGUCUUUUUGACGAGCACGUAGCCACAGCAUUCGGUAUCCCUGUCGCUUAUGAGGAUGUGCAGUAUGUGUGCAACAGCGCAUCAUCGGACUCAAAGUUGAAACUCUUCUACACGGAUUUUGUCACAGAUCAAUUUGGUGAUAUCUACAGGUUGCGCGGCUAUAUGGCGGACUGGGAGAAAUUCCUCGAGGACCACCCAAAGACUCGCUCUGCAUUACUUCGGAAGCUCCGAUAUGGUCCACCCAAGAAACCUCGUGUCAAGAGCGUAACAAAAUACCUCGAACCAGAAGAGGUUGUAUCAGAGUCGGCGUUGAGGGCACAAGUAGACUUUGCCAAGUUUGCUGAGAAAAAGCAGGAUGAAGGAUCGAAGCCUGCAUCUCAAAACGAAGUAUCGAAGCCUGCAUCUCAAGACGACAGCGAAAGGAGAAAACGCGAUCAGUUCGGCUUCAACGUUAAUGGCCUUCCGUCAGUACGAGGUCUCAACUGGAGUACAGCCGCCACUCCGCAGCUGCAGUUCUUUACUACACAGGAUAUAGCCAAUGUGCCAGCGCCCAAUGCUUCUUCACAGAGUGCUGUCACUUCAACAAUACAGUUCUUUCCUCCAAAGAGUAUAGCCGCUCCAGUAUCAAAUUCCUCUUCGCAGGGCACAGCCGUUCCAUCAGUACCCAAGUCCUCACAGGUUACACCUGCUCCGACAAUACAGCUCUUUCGCCCACAGAUUAAACCCUUCUCCAUAGCAGCGAAGUCCUCGCAGAGUACACCCGCUCCUUCAGCAGCGAACUUCUCUUUGCAGGGUACGGCUGCUCCGUUAGUGUCGAAUGCUUCUUCACAGGUUACAGUCAUCCCAUCAGUGCCGAGUUCUUCACAGGGUAUUAUAGCCUCUCCAGUACCGAGUCUGUCUUUGCCGGGUUCAGCCGCCCCGACAGUUCCGAAUGCUUCUUCACAGGAACGAGUCGCACCAUUAGUACCGAAGUCUUCUUCGCAGGAUUCAGCCACCGUGCUGCCAGUACCAAAUUCUUUGCAGGGCACAGCUGCUCCAUCAGGUUCUCCACAUGGUAUAGUCGCUCCGCCAACACAGUCUUUCCCUCUACAGGGCUCAGCCGUUCCGUCAGUGCCAAACGCUUCUCCAGAAGGCAUAGUCGUCCCACUAGCGCCGAAUUCCUCACAGACUACACCCGCUCCGCCGGUACCUAACUCUUCUUCUCGGGACACAGCUGCCCCAGUGGACCGGGUUGAAGGAGAACAGGAGAAGGAGAGUGUUGGUGAUGAGACAAACACAACCUCGAUUGCAACCCAAGAUGCAACAAUCAAGGAAUCGUCACCGAGCGGUAGUACAAGCGAUGAUGGUUCAGAGACACAGAAUACUCCAGGUUCGGGUGAAGAAUGA